UGUAGAGGCGCCGGCAGCAGCAGUAGCAGCAUCAGCGGCAGCAGCGGCAGCAGCACCAGCCAUGUCCUCCGUCCACGACUACAACAGGGCCGAGGUCCCCGGCAGAUCGACGCGGCGUGCCAUGACGACGUCGGCGCUGCUGACGACGGCGGCGACGCUGCUGACGUCGGCGGCCGUGCUGCUGGCGACGGUGACGCCGCAGGCGCGGGCGUCGUCCACCAGGGGCGUGCGCAAGGCGUUCUCGUGGCAGGCGGUCAGCUGGGAGUGGCCCGAGCAGCCGGACGCCGCCGACGCCUUGCGGGCCGGCUACACGCCGCACACCAACCUGCCGCACGGCCUCGAGGUGUGGCGCGACCGACUCUUCCUCACCGUGCCGCGCCGCAAGCCUGGCGUGCCCGCCACGCUGGGAUACGUCACCGUACACAGGGACGAGAGGGCGCCUGCGUCGCCACGGUCGCCGCCGCUGUCGCCGUACCCGGACUGGCAGACGCAGCGGCUGGAGGCCGGCGAGCGCGCCGAGGGCGAGUCAGCGCGCAUCACGUCCGCCUACCGCGUCAGGGCGGACGCGUGCGACCGGCUGUGGGUGAUGGACGCCGGCACCGCCGGCCUGGGGCAGGGCGCGCUGGUCCGCCUCACCCGGCCACAGCUACUCGUCUACGACCUGCGCACCGACACCCUCCUCCUCAGGUACUACCUGCGGAGAGACGACUUCGACGCGACGUCGUUCUUCGCCAGUAUCGCGGUGGAUGUUGAGGCCGGCCACUGCGGCGAGGCGUUCGCCUACCUGCCGGACUUGGGCUCCUCGGCGCUGGUCGUCUUCAGCCUGUCCGACCGCAGCUCGCGCCGCCUGCGGCACAACUUCUUCCGCAUGGACCCGCUGUACGGCGACUUCGACAUUGCGGGAUUCAACUACCAGCUGACCGAUGGCAUCUUCUCAGUGGCGCUUUCCGCUCCCGACCCCGAGGACGACGGCUACCGCACCACCUUCUUCCACGCUCUCUGCUCUUCCAGAGAAUUUGCCGUCUCGUCUCGAUGGCUCAGGAACAGCACUGCCGCUGGCAGCACCUCGUGGUUCCGGUCGUUUCAGCCGGUGGGCAGCCGCGGGGACCGCGGCCAGUCCACAGGCAGCUUCCUGGACGAGCGAACAGGCGUGCUCUUCAUGAUGGAGGUGCUCAACCACCGCGUCACCUGCUGGAACUCGCGCUCCGGGCUCCCCAUGGACGCAGAAACCAUAGGCGUCGUCGCCGAGGACGACGGUACUUCAUUCGUCUAUCCCAGUGACGUUAAGGUGGACGCUUCGCGAAACGAGCUGUGGUUCCUGACGAAUGUGUACCCGGUGCUGCUGCUGGGCCGUAUCAACACGACGGAGUACAACUACCACGUUUUCACUGGCGCGGUAGACGACGUGGUGCGGGACACGCCUUGCGAGCCUGCACGUGAAGCCACGGGCAGCGGCCACUGGCGCCGCUACCAGGCAGAAGCCGCGUCCCCCGUGUCUCCCAGCCUCGUCAUGGAGGCGGCGGGGCCGCAGUAACACCAGCUGGCGACGACGCUGCUCCAACAGGUGGUCGCUGACUGCUUCCACCUGUCUCCGCCAGCCUCGUCGUGGAGGCGGCGGGAGCCCAGUAACGACUGCAGGGGAGCUCCAACAGGUGUUCGGCAACUGUCUGUGUCUCCCAUACUCGUCAUGAAGGCUGUAGCGUAGGCUUCCGCGAACUGUGACUCAAAGAGUGACCUGCAACACGUGGUCGGAGCAAAUGACGAAGAGUGCACAGUACAGGGUGAUUUUUAUUAAUGUUUGAAUACACACAAAGCGACGUAUAUGGUCCUGAGAGAACUAAUUUAGUUACAGACACGUGGGGCUGCAAAUUUCGGGAAAAACCACAAAAGUGGACGAAAAACAUUGAACAUGUGACUUCACCGGGUGACGUACCUCGCAGCAGCUGGUCUUAUCGAUCCUGCUGUCAAUCGCAGGGGGCAUUGCUACACGUCGCUCCCCUAGGCUACUCUGUUUUCGUACAUGUAAACAGACUCGUUGCAGUCUUGUACCGCGAGCGCUAUCGUAUCACAUCGAAUAAUACAAGAACGAAAACAGAGUAAACUAGCAGAGUGAUGCGCUGCACAGCCCCUAUCGAUGAAGGAAGGAUCGACAAGCUGCGCGUGCGGCGGCAUGCGUCACCUCGUGAUGUCACUUGUUCAACACUUGUCAUCAACUUUUGUUGUGUUUCCUGACAUUUGUGGUCCCACGUGUCUUAUAUUAAAUCAUUUGUCUUAGCGUCAUCUACAUCGCUGCUGUGGUUUUUAAACGUUAAUAACAAUCACACUGCGUAUAAAUAAAUUGGACUGGACUGUCAGUCAGGCACAAUGACAAGCAUGUAAUGCUACAAACACACGACAGACAAGCGUGUGAACGACUGAUCAAGCCUCCUUACUGUGCCUUAAAUCUGGCGUUUAGCCUUAUCAGAGUUUACAAGGUUAAAUCGACUCUUGUGUUUCUGCUUGACAGAACAAUAUUCAUAAAUUAAGAGAAAAAAUUUUGGUUCUUCAACAGUAUUUGUCUGUGGUGGCCUACUAAGCCAAAACCAAUUAGCUAAUUAAAUAGAUACUAUAGGACAUCCACAGUGUUAUGCUUUCCAUUCAUACUCUCUCAAAUGGUAAGUAAUUGUUGAAACCAUGUGUUUGUUGGUUGUGCCCUUCUGAUUGUAGGUUGGCAGAAAGCUAUUUAGCUAUGAACGGCAGUGAGGAGACAGAACUGUUGUGUUGACACAGGCUAGAUAUCAGAGACAUGUUUUUGGUGAUAUGGACAUUUUUGUGGUGAUAAGUGCGUGAAGUGCUUACAAAAUUAUAUAAAUAUAUACUUAUAUGUAUGUAUGGUGAAACUCAAUGCAUGAAAGAUAACUGCUAUACAUAAAAUCGUUCUCAUUACUAAUUGAAAGUAUGUAUUUCUAUCUAUCACAGUUUACAGACUUUUUAAAAAAAUAUAUAUUUUAUAUGUUGA
Molecule: messenger RNA, 2998 nt
Organism: Schistocerca cancellata (South American locust)
Lineage: Eukaryota; Metazoa; Arthropoda; Insecta; Orthoptera; Acrididae
Product: L-dopachrome tautomerase yellow-f2-like
Exons: 6
Coding region: 62-1534 (490 amino acids)
Cellular component (GO): extracellular region
Source: RefSeq, a predicted model, not a curated record